This is a messenger RNA of Anarrhichthys ocellatus (wolf-eel), 1594 nucleotides long. RefSeq names its product nurim (gene nrm). Lineage: Eukaryota; Metazoa; Chordata; Actinopteri; Perciformes; Anarhichadidae. The coding region runs from base 40 to 864 and encodes 274 amino acids. The record is from RefSeq and is a predicted model, not a curated record. The transcript has 4 exons. Gene Ontology annotation, cellular component: nuclear membrane.
GAAUCUUCUGUUGGUAAAUGAAGAUCAACGCUGAUUGAAAUGGCGUCAGUCGGGCUACGUGGUUGGGCUCUCUGCACCGUGUCUCUCCUAAACUCUGCGUUUGUUUUCAUAUCCGGUGCGGACUUUGUUCGGUUUAUAUCAUUUCGAGCCAUUUACCACAACAUCACCGGGGACACGAAGCUCUGUCAAGACUCUAUACCGUGGUCGGUGGCCCUGCAGGACAGCUCUGUCCUCGGGUCUCUUUUUGUGGAUCUGGGGCUGCUGGCUCUCUUCAUCGUGCAGCACAGUCUGCUCGCCUGGUCACCCGUCAAACACGCCCUCCAAUCAGUGCUGGGGACCCUGAACAGGACGGCUUACUGCUUCACCACAGCACUGGCACUUCAGAUCAUCAUGCGUUACUGGCAGCCCGUGACUGGCGCCCCCUGCCUGUGGUCGGUGCGUCAUGCACCCUGGAGUAUCUGGUUCCCUCUGCUCUGCUUCAGUCUGCACUUCCUCUGCUGGGCAAUCAUCUGCAGCAUCCUCAUGAUCUUUGAUUACCCUGAACUGUUGGGCAUCAAGCAGGUGUACUACGAUUGUCUCGGUUUAGGGGACCCUCUGUCUCACAAGUCACCUCGUGCCCAGCACCUCCUGUCUCACUUCCGCCACCCGGUGUGCCUUGAGCUUGGCGUCGUGCUGUGGCUCCUGCCGGCCUUGUCCCUGGACAGGCUCCUGCUGGCGGGGACUCUGUCGACCUACCUGGCCCUGGCACACUCUCUGGACAAACAGGAUUUAGCCUACCUCUGCGUCCAGCUUAACCACAAGCUGCAGCUCUUUGCCGAGCCGCACCGGGGCAGCGGCGACGCCAGCGACCACAAGGAGGAGUGAAGUGGAGGUCUUCUUACUGCUUCGAUGUGAAGCUUCAAGCUAACUGCGGUCUUAAUAUUCAACAGAAAUGUUACAAAACUCACUUCUCAAUCAACCUGGUCGUCUGCUCUGGCCAUUUCUGCUAAAGCCAAAUGUCCUAACUCAACUUGACACUGGGUUUUUUAAAGUUUUCUUUUCACUGAUUACAUUUAGGAACAACGAUUCUCAAAUGUAAUCAGAAUAUAUAACGUUUUAUUGUAAAGUUUUAUUUUGUGUCCGAAAUUGAUUGAUAAUACAUGUAACAUUUUGCUAUAAAACCUGUCAAAUAUUCUUUAUUGAGUUCAUCAUACAGUACAUUUUUACCAUUUACCAAAUUCAGGUAUACGCUGUAUUUCUAUGCACACUCAUUUUUAGUUAAAUUGUCAUUGAGUAAGAAUGUCACACUGAUAUUUCACACUGUCAAAAAGCACAAAAAUGCAGCUUUGUUUUUCACACUUUUCAGCUAUCAUGAAGAACAAUGGUAUUUCUUAGAUCAUGAAUUGUGUAUUUCCUCAGUUGCUCUAUUUUGUGUUGGGGACAGUAAUGUCAUGAACAAAGUGAAUAAAGUUGCCUUUUCUUAAUAUGUCAUUAAUUCUCGAACUUCAAAAGUACUGUAAUCUUUGAUUUAACAUGUAUUUUAUGCUGGUAUUAGUUGUUGUAUUAUGGCUUCACUGUAAUGACAAUUAUAACUUUAGGUAUUUUCAUGUUGAAU